CUAGGUGAAACAAGUGGUAAAUUGACGAGAGUUGAUAGUGAACUAGGUGAAACAAGUGGUAAAUUGACGAGAGUUGAUAGUGAACUAGGUGAAACAAGUGGUAAAUUGACGAGAGUAGAUAGUGAACUAGGUGAAACAAGUGGUAAAUUGACGAGAGUUGAUAGUGAACUAGGUGAAACAAGUGGUAAAUUGACGAGAGUUGAUAGUGAACUAGGUGAAACAAGUGGUAAAUUGACGAGAGUUGAUAGUGAACUAGGUGAAAGAAUUGGUAAAUUGACAAGAGUUGAUAGUGAACUAGGUGAAACAAGUGGUAAAUUGACGAGAGUUGAUAGUGAACAAAGUUGA
Messenger RNA from Lottia gigantea (owl limpet), 345 nucleotides. RefSeq lists its product as hypothetical. The annotation marks the transcript as partial. The record is from RefSeq and is a predicted model, not a curated record. The transcript has a single exon. NCBI's taxonomy places the organism in Eukaryota, Metazoa, Mollusca, Gastropoda, Lottiidae.